Messenger RNA from Aspergillus pseudotamarii, 451 nucleotides. RefSeq lists its product as uncharacterized. The record is from RefSeq and is a predicted model, not a curated record. The transcript has a single exon. NCBI's taxonomy places the organism in Eukaryota, Fungi, Ascomycota, Eurotiomycetes, Eurotiales, Aspergillaceae. The coding region runs from base 87 to 362 and encodes 91 amino acids.
UCUCUCGUAAAAUAGAUUUCUCGAGUAGGUCAUCACUCCACCUCAUUUUCAGGCUUUGUGCGCAGUGGUAGCCGAGAGUCACCCUCAUGCUGAGCGUGGGCAGGAUCUUGAUUCUUUUCCUCAUUGUGAUGGCCUGGCAAGAUCUUUUGCUUCACAUCGUCAACUUUCUCAUGCAGCGCCCGUACUUUGUGUUUAGUUCGGGUGUAUCCCUCGAUGCCCGCGAGAACGGCGUACGACUUGCUAAUGGAGACGUGAGACAUGUCGACCCCUCGAUCUUGGAGGGAGUGAAUAAAGGCACGAAAGUUUGCUGCUGGAGGACGGUAAUGGCCACUUUUACAUGGUUAGUAGUUUCCAUAAGUUGAAGACGAGAAGGAAUAUACCUCAAUGGUGCCAAACUACGAAGCUGUCCAUCCCGGACCUUGAUUAGACCUGCAGCGGCAAUGCGAGCACC